This is a messenger RNA of Mizuhopecten yessoensis (Yesso scallop), 1776 nucleotides long. RefSeq lists its product as uncharacterized. The coding region runs from base 96 to 1571 and encodes 491 amino acids. The transcript is spliced from 2 exons. The record is from RefSeq and is a predicted model, not a curated record. NCBI's taxonomy places the organism in Eukaryota, Metazoa, Mollusca, Bivalvia, Pectinida, Pectinidae.
AGUAGACGAUCUACUUUCGGAUUCGUUAUCGCCUAAUGCAUGCAUAUCACCUAAUGCACACGUGGCGAGCCUCCAUUGAACAAAGCUGAGCAGUGAUGGCGGACAGUGGAAAUGGCGAUGCUUGGUAUGCGCCUGGUGUGAGCGCUCCCAACUGUUGGUUACCUCCCUCUAACGAUGAUUCUGUUUGGUGUGGACCAGAGGACAAGGAGUUGAAGCAAUUUUACGAUCACAACGUCAACAUUAGGGGUGCAAGUUUCCAAGAUGUACAAGUGCAAAUUGAUCAGCUGCUGAAGAGUUUAUACACAGAGCUUAAGCGUGCUGAAUCGACGCAUCCCUUUCUGAGACUAAAGCCAUUUCUUAAACAAGGUGGCUCCAGGGAAGGUCUGAAGGUCGGGGCAGCUAACGAGUUUGAUGCAUUGCUGCCGUUUACCUUCACCGGCAUCACUGCGAAGGUGAUAGAAACACCCGAAAACAAUCUGCCUCCAGGUUUAGCAGAAAUUUGUAUCAAGAGAAUAAGUGAUAGAGUGGCCAUACGGCCGGUAGAGUUGUUUGUAGAUAGAGAUGGUGAGAGAUAUGUCAGCUCAGAGGUUUUCCAUGACAAACUCUUCAAGAGUUUGAUCGACACAGCAGUACAGAAGUUCAACCAAGACCCUUCCAUGAGUUCCUUCAAUAUUAGGAGACAGGCCAGCGCACCAGCCAUCAAACUAGAUGUCAUCAUAAAUGGGGAGAUGGUCAGCAUCGAUGUCGUUCCAGGCUUUGAGAUAUAUGCCAGCUCCUCCUCAUUGUCUGCAGAGAGAGAUGUUGAGAGGUAUGUCAGCAGCUCACAGGAUUUCCAUGACGAAGACCCUUCAUUUGGUUCCUUCCAUUUUAGGAGAGAGACCAGCCCACCGGCCAUCACACUAGCUUUCAUCAUAAAUCCAGGCGUCGAUACAUUUGCCAACUCCUCCUCAUUAAGGAAGUUUUUGGUGACUCGUUGGAUUCCAAGCUCUAAAAACAUCACUCGGACUGUCCGUAUUCCGGAUCCCGCUACGGUUUGGCGUGUGUCCCAUUCGCAUUUUGAAAUGCAUAUUUUUGAUAAAUGGGGCGUCGAAAAUCUUACUGGCAAACGUCUUGUCCGAGCUGCACGAAUCCUAAAAGGUCUUCGCGUCAAGGAUAAAGACCGGAAUUGUAGCUCACAGCUUCACCAUGUCCUUACGUCUUACCACAUCAAGAACAUCUUGCUCCACAGCCUGCUGUGUCUGACCAAGGUCAAUGCCGUGUCGUUGUCAAGUGUCUCGGAGGCUCUCGGCUAUCUGGUCUUCAUGCUAAAGAGCGCUUUGACCAGAAGUAAAUUACCAAAAUUUUUCUCCUUCAAUCCAAGCCUUGGUCCCUAUUUCCCAGAUUACGCAUUUCAUAGCAGGAGCACUCCCGUGGUGAACCUGUUUGAGGAGCGCUCUGAAGGGGAGAUACAACAGGUUCAGGCUCAUCUUACAAAAGCUCUCAAGCACUUCAACCUUCAACAACUGCUGGACAAGACCCAACACGUGGACACAUGCGCUAUCAAGCCUUUUCUCGAUAAUGUUGAAGCCUGAACGUUUGUACUCGGUCUCCUUUAAGACCGGCGGAUGUUCAAGAUUUUAUUCUGAUCGACUUAGCUAUAAUUUAGCAUUGCAGUAAUUAUUUAUAUACUAAUAUAUACUAUAGACCGUGUUCAUAUGUCUUUAGCUAUUGCGAGUGCAUUAAGUCCUUAACUAAAAAUCGAAUACAGAUGUUCCCGAUGUUGUGAAAAUACGUAAU